Molecule: messenger RNA, 7192 nt
Organism: Octopus bimaculoides (California two-spot octopus)
Lineage: Eukaryota; Metazoa; Mollusca; Cephalopoda; Octopoda; Octopodidae
Biological process (GO): proteolysis
Cellular component (GO): plasma membrane
Molecular function (GO): protein binding; serine-type endopeptidase activity
Source: RefSeq, a predicted model, not a curated record
AUGGCGAAUGCAUUGAUGCAUAUGAUGUCUGUGAUGGUGUGCAACACUGCAAAGAUGGGAAAGAUGAAAGAAACUGCAUUAGGAGUACUACACAACAUCCAGGUAUUAAAGCGGGGCCCAGAUAUAGCAUUCUCCUGUGGAUGGGGCCGAUUCCGAUGUGAAGAUGGCAGUUGUAUUGAUUCCUUGUUGAAGUGUGAUGGGGUGAAUCACUGUAAAGAUGGCAGUGACGAACGCUACUGUUUUAAGACCUCCACAGUAUAUCCAGGUCUGUGCCGCUGGGACCAGUAUCGCUGCAAUAACGGACAAUGCAUUGACAUGAAGCAAAAAUGUGACCGAAUCAAGCAGUGUUCAGAUGGUAGUGACGAACAGUACUGUAAAGAAAUAGUUACUGUACCAGCAGGUAAUUGCAACUGGCAUCAGUUCCAGUGUGAUAAUGGUCAAUGUAUUGAAUCCUACUUAAAGUGUGAUCGAAUAUGGCAUUGCCAAGAUGGUAGUGAUGAGCAGCAUUGUUCGAAACCAAAUCAAAAAACAGAAUGUGAGAACAAUGGUUUCCUCUGCGAAGAUGGAAAAUGUCUGCAACGAAAACUGAUCUGUGAUGGAGUCUAUGACUGUCCACGUGGAGAUGAUGAGAGAAAUUGUGAAGCUUCAAAAGAGAAGAAAAAGCCCAUCAAAAAGACGACUACAACAGUACCAACAACGACCACCAUUGUAAAAACACAAUCUUGCAGAGGGGAUGAGUUUGACUGUGGUAACAAACAGUGCAUUCCACUGGCGUUUGUAUGUGAUGUCAUUCCUGAUUGUGACAAUGACCAUGAUGAACAAAACUGCACAGUUAUUGAUAUAACUCUACCUCCACCACACAGGAAAGCCUGUAAGUCCAAUGAAUUCUACUGCGAUGCAGACCAAUGCAUACCAAAAGAUUACGUCUGCGAUGUCAUCCCAGACUGUGAGAACGGCCAUGAUGAACUCAACUGUAGCAUUCUCACAUCUAACUCAUCACAGUCAGCAGUGAAAGGCUGCCCUGAUGGAUUUAAGCCCUGUUUAGAUGGUAUUUGUGUCAUCGGAAAAAAAUUCUGUGAUGGUCUUCCAGACUGCCUGGACAAAUCAGAUGAACUCAACUGCACUUUGUUUGGGUCUACAACCAAUAUCACAGCAAAGAAAGCUUGUUUUUCCAACCAGUUCCAAUGUAAGAAUGGCAGAUGUAUUCCACAGCACCAACGAUGUGAUGACUGGCCAGACUGUGAAGAUAAAUCUGAUGAAGAAAAAUGCAACGUAUCACCUGUCGGAGAAUCACAGUCUCUCACACAAACGAAGAACAAAGACAAAACAGGACUCUGUCCAAGUGGUUCUUUCCAUUGCCCAAAUGGUUUGUGUAUCAGCCAAAGUAAACUGUGUGAUGGCUGGCCAGAUUGUCAGGACCUGUCUGAUGAGAAACACUGCAUUGAGACUACAAAGAAACCACCACCGACAAUUCAAACAACUGUUGCUUCCCAACCUAUUACAUCGCCAUCAUCAUCGUCAUCAGGUAAAGCUUCUCUCACCACCCCAAGAAAACCAUUCAAAGUCAAUCCUGGCACGUCUUUAAACCACACAGAUGUGCUCCAGGAAUCACAACCAAUGACACAACCUUUCACUACGGACAUACUACACACGUCUUCUUCUCCCUUUGUGAAACCUACCACAACCCCUUUAGCAAACCAGGACAAGUUGCACACUUCAACACAAUCCUUUCUCUCGCAAACUCCUUCAACACCAACCCUGCGCAAAAUCAGGCCAACUGCAGCAAAAUUUCCAAGGAUUUCAGCUUGCCUUCCGGGUUAUUUCCACUGCACCAGUGGUGGUUGCAUACACCAAGUAAACCGCUGCGAUGGAUGGACGCAUUGUGAUGACAAUUCUGAUGAAACCAACUGCUUUACACCAGAACAAACCUCCUGGCCGACUGAAACAAGGUGUCCUUCAACCAACUUCCGUUGCGGUGACGGAACCUGCAUAGAAUUGGAUGACAUCUGCGAUGGUUGGUUCGACUGCAACGAUAAAAGUGAUGAGAUGCAAUGCAGUUAUAAGAUAAACGCCAAAAACACCAGCAUUGCCAAUGGUUGUGCCGAUGAUGAGUUCCGUUGUCUCACUGGUCUCUGUAUUCCGCUGCCAUUCCGCUGUGAUACCGUUAUUGAUUGCGAUGACAAAACUGAUGAAGAAGGAUGCCACCAAAAUGCAAUACCAACCAUUGCAACGCUGCCAGGUUGUAAACCAAGUGAAUUCCAUUGCAAGAGCGGUCAGUGUAUAGACCAGGCCUUUGUCUGCGAUGGUCUCUAUGACUGUUCAGAUGCCAGUGAUGAGAAGAACUGUCCAGUCGGUGGUUCUACAAUACCAGCAACAACAACAGAAGUUACAGAUGUAAGUGCCUGUAUGAAAACCGAGCACAUGUGUCAGAAUGGUAAAUGCAUUCACCAGAACUACGUAUGUGAUGGCAUUCCAGACUGUCCGAAUGGUCAAGAAGAGAUGAACUGUAAAGGGAAAUCCACAAUUCCAACCAGUGAAGAAACACCAUCAGAAGUGAAAGACCGUUGUGGUCUGGGCUCCAUCCUAAUGGACAGCUGUGAUUGGUUGAUUGAUGAGUCCAACUGGUGUUUCGCUGGAAUGAACCUCACUGAAACGGAGAAAGUAUGUAAAGAUGGUUUCUACCAAUGCCGAAACAGCACUAUCUGCCUCCAUCCAGUCAAUCUAUGCGAUGGGGAGCCUGUUUGCCCCAUGGCAGAUGAUGAACCAGAGAAUUGCAGUUGUUCUCCAAACCAGUUCAGGUGUAACAGUGGUCAGUGUGUGAUGCAAUCUCGCAGGUGUAAUGGCUACAAGGACUGCAGGGACAACUCAGACGAGGCCCGUUGCUCAGCUGAAAAAUGCACUGGACGUCUGUGUAGUUCUGGACAAUGUGUGGCACCAGACAGUUUCUGUAAUGGUCAGUUUGAUUGUGAUGACCACAGUGAUGAAGAAUUUUGUGAAUGCAGCUUUCCAAAACGACAAUGCAACAAUAUGUUGUGCAUUGAUGCAGUAAAGUGGUGCAACAGAGAAGAUGACUGUGGCGACAACAGCGAUGAACAGAUGUGCAAUUGUUCCGUUGGUGAAGUAUCCUGUCCUGGAGGUAAAUGCAUCCCCCAAAAAUGGUGGUGUGAUGGCAGUAAUGACUGUCCUGGUGGACUUGAUGAAGCUAAAUGUCAUCAAACUACAACAACAACAACAACUGCUGAGACACCAGCAGCAACAACAACACCAGAAAGUAUUUAUCCUUUCAAAGAUAGCUGCAAGGCCAGUGAGUUUGUGUGUACUCGAGAGUAUCACUGUAUCAACCGUAGCUCUGUGUGUGACAUGCACUGGGAUUGCUCGGAUGGUGAAGACGAAGCCUUGUGUGUUUCACUGAGAAAACAUGAUUCCUCAAAGUCGCUGCCUGUCUUGGCUCUCACUUUACGGGGUAAAACCAGCAUGGUCUGUGCCAACAAUUGGUCUAAAGAUUGGGCCUCGUUUGUCUGUAAAUAUCUCCGACACAAGAAUGUAAAGAGAGUUGAGUUACUUGAUGCACCUGAAAAUACCCACUCCUACCAGCAGAUACUCAGUGAAACACUUAAAUACCCUCUUCAGAACUACAUCAGGACAGCAUCGUCCUGUGAAAGUAACAAGGUUGUUCAUAUGGCUUGUAAUGAAAGAGUUUGUGGCACCAACAAGCAUCAUUCAAUCCAGUAUCAGAAGUUUAUCAUCGGAGGAGACUUGGCUCACCGCUACACCUGGCCCUGGGUAGCCUCUGUGCUCUACUUGGGAGAACCAAUAUGUGGUGCUACACUCAUUUCUGACCAAUGGCUUGUAACAGCAGCACAUUGUGUCGUGACAGGCAUGUGGAACCGGACCAUGGUACCUUACUAUUUCUCCAUUGUCCUCGGUGAGAUUGACCUGUACGAGGGGCUGAUGAACGGAACACGGAUCCCAGUUGACCGGAUUGUCAUGCCAGACCAGAUGAAGCUGGUUGCGUUUCACCCUCAUCCAGACAUUGCUCUGUUGCACCUCAGGUACCCUGUGACACCCAGCUUCCGCAUCAAGCCGAUCUGCAUGCCAGAGAUACCAAGACACGACGAGAGGUCAGCCUGCUACCUGACCGGAUGGGGAAGCUCCCAUAGGCUGGAGAACAGCAAACGCAGAUACAGCAACUAUUUACAUGAAGUACGUAUGAUUAUUCGAGACAAUGCCAACUGUGCCGGGUUCCGACCACAGCCAGACUGGGAGCACAACUUGUGUGCUGGAUACAUGGAAAGUUCCAUCACUGGAUGUUACGGUGACAGUGGAGGUGCCUUGAUGUGCUGGGAGCCAGACAACCGGUGGACCAUUGUAGGAGUUUUGUCGAAAGGACGCUACAACUGUGCAGCCAAUUCUCCAAACGUUUUCACAAAGAUAUCGUCCAUGCGUGGCUGGAUUGAACGAUCCUUAGGGUGGAGCAGCAAGUCGCAAAACUAAACAUCCAGUGGACAGGUGUGUUGGGUUGUUACAGAGGAAGUGUGAGGCCAGGAUUAGCAGUAAGAUGAUGGUAAAGAGUAAAGAAAUGCAGGCUGACAAUAUAUAAUGAGGUUUGCUGUGGGGGUGUCUCGGGGACAGAGCCAAAGGGGCAACAGCAUUGCAGUAUUCUCGGAAUCCCUUCAAUAACUUUUGGAGUCUUUCACAAACAGUUCCACUUGUAAUGUGGGUUUUUGUUUCUACCCUUAGGUUUAUAUUUUCAAUUAUAGCCCCAUGAUAAUUGAUAUGCAUGUGAGUCCUGUGAAUUUUGUUUAUUUUUAAUCAACUAAUAGCAUUCAAUUGUAGCCAAGAACCCUCCUACAUCGAUCUGAACUCAGCACUGUAAGUUAACACAAUACUUCAUUAUAUAGUACCAUUAAGAGGCGAGCUGGCAGAAACGUUAGCACGUCAGGUGAAAUGCUUAGCGGUAUUUCAUCUGCCUUUACGUUCUGAGUUCAAAUUCCGCUCUGGUCAACUUUGCCUUUCAUCCUUUCAGGGGGUCAAUAAAUUAAGUACCAGUUGCGUACUGGGGUCAAUCUAAUUGACAAGCCCCACUUCCCCAAAAUUCUAGGCCUUGUGCCUAAAGUAGAAAAAACAAUAUUGUGCCACUCCUCCAUUACCACCCCCACCACCUCAUGGUACCUAUUAUUUCACAGUUACAUGACCUGGCUAACAGACACAAUAUGUGUCUAAAUUCCAGACUGUGUCCCGAAGCUGGAACCCUCACAACUAAAAACACACAAGCUUCACAAACAGUUCUGUAGAAAUGUAUAUAUAUUGCAUUGAAUACACAUCAUGGUUUAUAUGUUUAUGUAUAUAAAAUGAACAUGGAAUAUUUCUAAACUUGCAUACAUUAUUAAACCACAACUUAUACACACACACAAUAAAGAUUCAUUAAUUUGGAAUUAGAAAUGAACAAACUCAGUGAUGAGAAUUGAAACUGGCAUCUCUUGCUUAACAGGCAGAAGUGUCACAUGGUUUGAUUCCAGAAAGUGGGUUGGUCGUGUCAUUUCAGUUACAAACUGGUGUUUAAAUCCAAAACUUACCUCUUUGUUGAUCUACUUCAUUAUAUGAAUCUGUCAUAUAUACAUACAUACGCUCACUUUUGUUAUAUAUAUAUAUGUACACAUUUGUAUCUAUUAUAUAUAUAUAUAUUGCUUUAUCUUCCAAUUCAGAUUAUCCUUUUUCCCAUAAAUAAACUUGAACUGGACAAAAUUAAGCAAUAAAGAUUCAACACUAUUCCAUUCUUCAAAUCUUUCUCGUAGUCUUUUGCAAUCUCACAGGUAAACUAAGCUUGUAACCUAGCAAAGGAAGGACCAAGUUAUCUCCCUUCUGCAGACGUAAAUUCAAUGUUUUACACAGCUACGCACAAAUUCAUCACACACACAGAUGUAUAUGUAUCUUAAAUUUCACAUGAUGGUCUUCUGUUUACUGUCACAGAGCCCGAGUCGACAUGAGGCUAUAGCAGAAAACAUUUGCCUAAGUUUUUCCACUACUACUGGUCAAUGAAUCUCAUGUUCGUUCACAUUUUCAAAACCAGUAUAAGUGCACAUUUGGUCGAUUUCAUGAUAACCAUUGAAACACAAUCUGCUGGUUUCUUGCACGUGAAAUUUGUUUCAGUCAAACUGGGAUAGGUGCCAUACAUAAGACAGUGGGCAAAUCUUAGUCUUCCAGUCAGACUCAGAUAUAUUCAAAUUGUUUUGAACAAUUACUCAAAAGUCAUUCUGAUGCAUAUAUCAGGUUUUGAAAGUAAGUUCAUCAUAUUUUCAUAGUUGAGCUGAACUGGCAACGGUUACCUUGGUUUUGCAAUAACAAAUGAGCAAUACCAGGACUAGAUAAUUUGGUUUCAAAUACAGAGAGAGUGAAAAUGAAAAACUUAUUCAGUUACCUUGUCUUUGAGCAAUUUGAUGAGCUGAUUGUAUUGCCACAUACACGUUCUUUUAGCUUCCAUUGUAAAAUAGAAUGUUUACCAUUCUGUUAAGCAAUGGAACAAUAAACAACUGUUCUGUUGUAAUGGACUAUGGCCAUGCUGGGGCACCACCUUGAAGGGUUUCAGUUAAAUGAAUUGACCCAGGUAUUUUUGAAAGCUGGAUGCUUAUUCUAUCAGUUUCUUUUUCGGAAUCACUAAGUUCUGGAGAUGUAAACAAACCAACACAGGGUGUAAUAUUGGUCCCGAGAGACAAUCACAAUCACACACAUACAUGAAGGACUUCUUUCAAUCUCCGUCAACCAAUUCUACUCUGAAGGCUUUAGUCUGCCUGGAACUAGACCCUCUGCAGUGGGACUGAACCUGGAACCAUGUGCAUGGGAAGAACAGAAAUAAAACUAAAAAGAAAGAAAAACAGACACAGAUACAGGUCUUAGAAAUCUUUACAAUAGUUUUUUUGUAUUUUUAUUUUGAACAUUUCUUUUUUUAGAUUAUAUAUUAUUAUACAAUAUUUUGUUAUCUGGCUGAAAAUAUUUUAUAUAAUAUACAUAUGUAUAUUUAUAUUAUAUGUAUGCAUGUAUGUGUGUAUAUAUUUAUAAAUAUACAUGUUUAUAAGUAUGUAUAUAUGUGUGUGUGUGUGUGUGUGUGUGUGUGUGUGUGUGUGUGUGUGUGUGUGUGUGUGUGUGUGUGUGUAUAUAUAUAUACACAUACAUGUGUAUAUAUGUGAAAAAUAAA